AAAACCCAGAAACACUACUCUGAUGGCUUCGUCGUCGGGGAUUUCAAAUGGCUCGUUUGGUAUUGGGGUUUUCAUGGCAAUUUUGUGCUUACUUUUAUCGUUAUGGGAUCUCAGCGCCUUUGGUAAAACUUUCAUUACCUGUGUUUGUUUUUUUUUAAAUCUCUUCUUCAAUCUCUGCUUCUUCAGUUGUGCUGUUUGUUGGCUGUUCUUCCGUCUCUCUCUCUGAUUGUUUGAUCAUAUAGGAAUUAUUGACUGAUUAAUUUAUGUAUGAAUGGGACCAAGGGAGCUGAUUUCAAAUAUUACCCUUCAGAAUUUUUUUUUUUUUUUUGGGUUCGAUUUCAUUCAGUCAAAGUAGUUGAAUGGAGAUUGCUUGUUCUGUUUUGAAUUGAAUUUUAGGCAUAUAUAGCUUGUUUCUUAAUCUUGCUAUGGGUACAGGUCCAAGUUGAUGAAUUUAAUUAAUUAAGGCAUAUCGUACAUACAGGUUUGUGAUUUCAACUAUUGAUUAUGGCUUCCCUGCGUCUUGUUUCUCUCAGUGCUUGCAGUUUUGUGUUAUUUUUCCCAGAUUUUGUUGAUUUAUUCAAUUACCAAAAAUUGUUAACCACUUAUAAAGAGAUUUUGAUAGGAAUCUUGAAUUGCAUAUAAGAUGUAAUAUAUACAAUCUCAAGAUAAUACGGUAAUUAGUAAAUGGUGGUUUUGAAUUGAUCAUGAGAAUCUUGGAGUGGCGACUUCACGGAAUAUAGACUUUCUGCAAUCAUGUAUGUGAAGAGAGAGAUUUUUUUUAUUUUAUUUUUAUUUUUUAUCAAUACAUGAAUAGAGUUUAAUUAAUAAUUUCUUGUUAUGAUUUAUAUGAUGUACGUGAACGCAGAGGGUUUUAUUUUGUUCUUGUUCAUGUCUAAAAUCAUAAUUUUUAACAUGAGAAAUUCCUCGAGGGAAUCUGAACUUUUUGAAUUCAUGGACAUCCCCGUGCCAAGAGUUUGCUGAGGCAAGGUAAAUCAUCUUUGCUAUGAGUAACAGAAAUCUCUGUAUUAUAUCUAUUGUGGUUAAUACACAUGAUUAUUGUGUUUUUACAUUCCAUGUUACCAAACAGGUUGGCUUCGGUUUUAUCUAUAAAUGCACUUUUAAAAAAGCAGUUUACCAAACGCUUAGAAGAUUUAUUUUACAGCAGAUUAUUUCAUAGCUGAGUUUUUAUUACAACAGAUUGUUCACACACUUACUUGAUUGGUUUUGAUCAGGCGGAUUGUGGUGUACCCAAAGGGGAGCAAUGGGAAGCAAUACUUGUCCAUGUACUUGAAUGUUGCAGAUGCUUCAAAGUUACCAUCAGGGUGGAGUAGAUAUGCCGAAUUCACCUUGACUGUCGUUAAUCAAUUUAACAGCGACAAGUCGAUAACAAUAGACACUCAGCAUCAAUUCAGUGCAAAAAAAAGUGAUUGGGGCUUUACAUCAUUCAUGCCUCUAAGUGAGCUUUUUGACCAGAAUGAAGGGUAUAUCGUGGAUGACAUAUGUAUUGUUGAAGCUGAGGUUGCAGUCAGUAAAGCUGACAUUAAGGUCCUAAAAGACCAAGAAACUGCGUUUCUUGAGCAGGAACUUCAGAGCCAGUCUUCAGAUGUGGAUUCUGUGAAAUAUUCAGAAUCUUCAACAGCACAUACAUCACUUUGUUAUGAACAGAUGCUUGCUUUUCAGGAUGCACUAAAUUCUGACCCUGUUCAAACAAAUGUUGAUUCUGUGCAUGUUCCACCCUUGAAAAUAGAACCAAGAUCUGAUCAAGUGCUUCCUUAUCAGGAGACUGAUAGCCCAGUUGGCCCUCCCAUAGUCGAGGAAAGCGAUGAAGCUCCCUCCACCCCAGUUAGCGAGCUCAUUAAUUUCAGGGGAUUAGGAAAAAUAGAUAAAGCUUUUGUUCCACUGCUGGAAGAAGUCUGUUUGUGGCAUCCUUCGUUGAUUAGCUGCCAAAGGAAAAGAAGUCGCAUGUUUAGUGAAUGGGCAUUCACAGCUUUGGGUCGACUUUUGCAUUUUCUGAACACUACAAAGGUUAAGGAUAUGAUGGAGGAUACAUGUGAACAUGAUCCAUGUGAGCAUCUUCAAGUUUUGUGGGAGGAGGUUGAGACCUUCAGAUUUGACUUGAGUUGGCUGGAGCCUUUUGUUCAAUCAGCUUUGGGAAUGAAGAAGUUUGGGGAGAAGGAAGGAGUGUUGAACAAACUCAGAGAGGAUGUUGAUGCUCUGGAGACUGAAAUGAAGAGGUUAAGGGAGAGGCUAUCUGUUGCUGAGGUAGAUCACGCGUUUGCAAUAAGAGACCUGGCAAAUGGAGAGGAAAGCUUUGGUGAGGCAAAUAUGAACAGCAAGCUCGGUUAUGGGAGGCAUUAGCCUCGCUGCAGAAUUCUUUCUUUGAUAUGCAGAGAUUUGCAUUGUGUGCAAUAUAUCUAAAGAUAUGUAAUUCAGUUUUCCAAAUGUAAAUCUAUGUAUCCCCCUGUGGCUUACGCUCGAUACAUGAGAAUAAUGGAGACUGGUUUAGCUUGUAAUCCAUAUUUGAAACCAUUGAACAGAUCACAAUUUCCAUUCUAGACCAAACUUCUCCUUCAAA
Molecule: messenger RNA, 2575 nt
Organism: Rosa chinensis
Lineage: Eukaryota; Viridiplantae; Streptophyta; Magnoliopsida; Rosales; Rosaceae
Product: MATH domain and coiled-coil domain-containing protein At3g58270
Exons: 3
Coding region: 1282-2358 (358 amino acids)
Molecular function (GO): protein binding
Source: RefSeq, a predicted model, not a curated record